Messenger RNA from Balaenoptera ricei (Rice's whale), 1152 nucleotides. Its product is annotated as zinc finger and SCAN domain-containing protein 5C-like. NCBI's taxonomy places the organism in Eukaryota, Metazoa, Chordata, Mammalia, Artiodactyla, Balaenopteridae. The transcript has 4 exons. Gene Ontology annotation, molecular function: DNA-binding transcription factor activity, RNA polymerase II-specific; RNA polymerase II cis-regulatory region sequence-specific DNA binding. Gene Ontology annotation, biological process: regulation of transcription by RNA polymerase II. The record is from RefSeq and is a predicted model, not a curated record.
AUGGCUGAGGACCAGACAUUUUUCCAGGGUCAUGGAAAACUCCCCAAAGGCCCUAGAUCAGAGUCACCAGUGUCUGUGCCAUGCCAACACACACUUAUGGAAAAGCCAGACUGUGACUGGGAGACGUGGCACAUUCGCUUCAGAACAUUUAGCAGCUCGGAGGAAUCCGACCCCGUCCAGGAUCUGAGGAGACUCUGUGAGCUCUGCCAUCAGUGGCUGAGGCCAGAUCUUCACACAAAGGAGCAGAUGAUGGACAAGCUAGUGCUGGAGCAGUUUAUGAUCUGCAUGCUGCUGGAGUGCCAGGUCUUAGUCAAGGAGAGUGGAGUGCAGAGUUGCAAAGACAUGGAGGACAUGCUAAGAAAUAAUCAGAAACCCAAGAAAUGGACUACAGUUCGCAUACAAGGAGAUGAAUAUCUUGUGCGAAGCUUGGAUAUUGAGACGUUUGAAGUUGAGCUCAGUGACACCAACGAUGAGAAAGACCUACCCAGGGAUCCCCAAUCCCUUGUUAGUGAGAUACCUCCAAAGAAUGGCCAGCAGGACCAGAAAGGUCUCCUGCCAGAGAUCAUUCCUGAAACAGGUGAACUAGAGGGUCUGACACCCAAGGAAAACUUGGAGAAGGACCUGAUGGAAGACAUGGAAGAGACAAGAACCCGUCAGUCUCAAGAGCUUGAACUUCCAAAGCGUCGUGUGGGACCAACCAGUCCUCCUGAGGGAAAAGAAGCCAAGGGACAGGCACCCUAUUAAUGUAGGGUAUGCAAGAAGAGAUUUCCUUAUCAAUCUCAGGUUAUCCUUCACCAGAGGACACACACAGGAGAGAGACCCUUUCGAUGCAAUAUCUGUGCCGAAGGGUCCAUGCAGUCUUCCGACCUGUGAACUCACGAGCGUAUCCACACAGGCGAGAAGCCAUACUGCUGUGAUCUCUGCCCCAAGAAGUUAACCCACAACUCCACGCUGCGUGCUCACAAGAGGACCCACACCAAGGAGAAGACUUUCCGAUAUGAGCACUGCGACAAAGACUUCAGCCACAGAUGGAACCUCAAGGUUCACCGAUGCACCCACUCUGGGCGCAAACCGUACAUGUGCCCCGAGUGUCACAGCGCCUUCCGUCAGCUAGGAAGUUUCAAACGCCACCAGAAAACACAUUCAAAAUGA